This is a messenger RNA of Thalassophryne amazonica, 530 nucleotides long. RefSeq names its product transmembrane protein 14C-like. Gene Ontology annotation, cellular component: mitochondrial membrane. The record is from RefSeq and is a predicted model, not a curated record. The coding region runs from base 90 to 479 and encodes 129 amino acids. Gene Ontology annotation, biological process: regulation of heme biosynthetic process. Lineage: Eukaryota; Metazoa; Chordata; Actinopteri; Batrachoidiformes; Batrachoididae. The transcript has 4 exons.
AUAAGUUUAGUGCUUUUAUUUUGAAAUUCUGGAAAGUGACCUCGGAAAAGAAACAUUCCAGUGUGAAAAAAGUUGCGUACCUCAAACAGAUGACAGGUGGCUGCAGUGAAGUUGUAUUAAGCAGUUUUAUAUCAGCAGCAGGCAAGUUUCCCCUCAUGGCUGUAGACUGGAUCGGGUUCAGUUACGCUGCUUUGGUGUCAGCUGGAGGAGUUAUGGGCUAUGUGAAAGCUGGGAGCGUGGCGUCUCUGUGGGCAGGACUCCUCUUUGGACUGAUGGCUGCACUUGGUUCUUAUCUGCUUUCUCAAAAUGCCAAGAAUGUCUGGCUUUUACUAGGCACCUCUGGAACAUUGGCAGUUGUGAUGGGGAUGAGAUUUAUCAGCUCCUGGAAGUUCAUGCCCUCUGGUUUAAUGACUCUGGCAAGUGUACUGAUGUUGCUGAAGAUCACCAGCGGAAUGAAAAAGAAACCCAAUGGGCCUUGAAAUACACAUCUACCUCAUCAGUUAGUUUAUUAAAAACAGAAAAACUGAUGG